Molecule: messenger RNA, 4503 nt
Organism: Fonsecaea monophora
Lineage: Eukaryota; Fungi; Ascomycota; Eurotiomycetes; Chaetothyriales; Herpotrichiellaceae
Exons: 7
Coding region: 1-4503 (1500 amino acids)
Source: RefSeq, a predicted model, not a curated record
AUGUGGCCAUCAACGUCACUCCUUUUCUCCUCCCUGGCUCUGCGAUUUGCAGCAGCGAAUGCCCAAGCUCUGGCCACUGUCACUUACGGACCUAGCGGACCUUGUCCAGUGCCAUCCGUCACCAGCAUCGUCGUUGUACAACCAGGCUACUACAGCUCUUUCUUUCAGUCAGCCUCGCAGAUUGUGAAUCUCUUUGGCAACGGUGAUACGGUUACGAUUCAAAAUGCCCCGACGACGUACAUUACAAACACAUACAUUACCACGACCAUCAUCUCCACUAUCACGAACGUCGUAAGCUCUUCAACCACGACGACUCCGUCUAGCAGCUCUUCCGGCUCUUCCAGCUUUCCCAGCCCUAGCAGCUCUAGCAGUGUGAGUGAUGGACCGGUUACCACAACUGGAACUGCUGUUUCCUCGCCAUCGACAUCCGUUUCGAUAACUUCCACCGUGACUUUGACCACGACAGCUUCGGGGACUUCAUCAACUUCUACCACGGAAUUCACGCCUAUUCCUCCUCCUGCUACGACACCAACCCCGCCACCGGUCCUAACUUCUACGUCGGUUGAUGCGCAGGGAAACACAAUCCUCAUCCCGAUUACGCAGCCACCACUGGUUCUUGGCGAGGGGCUGCCAUCAGGAACCGUGACAGAUCUCCCAUCAUCAUCAGCCAUCAUUGUAGGCAUUGCAGUUGCCGGUCUGGGUGGAGCGAAGGUGAAGAGACAGAACUCAGGCGCCCAAGCUUCUGAGUUACUUUCGGGGGAUGAGGGCGGCUCCAGCAAUGCGUGUGACGUUGCCGUCAGGUAUUUUCUACAACGCGGUCAACUGACAAAUGGUACCGAUGUGGUCGGCCGCAACACCACCGACUCUUUCGCCCUCAUAACACCUGAUCCCGAUACCAAUAAUGUCACCACCGUGUUUUCGUUUGUUGAUGGUAUUCUGAACUGGGAUUCGGCCGACCAAGGUGCUGCCACCUUCUAUCGCUGUGGUGAUAACAAGGUGUGGGCUGGAUUUCCGUCUCCUCCUCGGCCUGAUUGCUACAACGUCACCCUGGGCGGCAUUGUUGCUAGUGCUUGCCCGGUCCCUUUCCGGGACCCGGACGCUACUGCCUCAUCAACGACUAGCUCUUCCAGCACUCCAACUUCAACAGAUGUGCCGACCACGACCCCCGAGACUACAACAACCCCCGAGGUGACUACAACUCCUGAAGCAACUACAACUCCUGAGGAGACGACAACCCCCGAUGCCACUACAACCCCUGAAGUGACCACGACUCCCGAGACGUCAACGACCCCAGCAGCGACUACAACCCCCGACGAGACGACAACUCCUGAUGCAACGACAACUCCUGAGGAGACGACAACCCCCGAUGCCACGACAACUCCUGAGGCAACUACAACUCCUGAACUGACCACGACUACAACUCCUGAUUCGGAGAAUCCGACAUCGCCCACGACGACACCUGAACCACCAUCCUCGAGCGAGUCAUCAGGUACUCCGUCUCCUUCGUCAAGUUCACCGCCGGUCGUCACAAGCUCUCUGUCACAGACUAGCCAACCUCCCGUGGUUUCAACCACCUCAAAUGCGCCGCCGGUGACUACGGGACCCGUAUUCACUAGCUCUCCAUCAUCUGCUUCGACAGGGACGAGCUCAACAAACGUAGGGCCUGCGCAAUCCAGCUCGACCAGUGUUGUCCCUGCACAGUCAAGUUCAAGUAUUGCCACGAGCCGGUCAAGCUCUACGAGUAUUCUUGUGCAAUCCAGCACGACUGCUAUAGUCCCAACAACACCUGUUGUGACCACCAGCGGCACCACAGGUGGACCAAGCUCUACAUCGCCUGCCGUCCAAAAGUACGAGCAAUCCCAGCUCGACGACUUCAGCAGGUAUAGUGUCUUCCUCUCCUUCCUCAUCCACUGUCAUCCCCAGUCCAAGCACUACAUCCCUGUCCUCAAGCAACAACCCUGUGGUACCAACUACAUCGUCCUCAGUACUGGUAGCUGGUACUUCAUCUUCGACAAAUGCAGCUACGACAGCUGCAGCAAGCUCCCCGUCGACAAGUACUGCUGUAAUCAACCCUACGACGACAAACCCGAUACCGACGACGAAUCCAUUACCGACGACUUCUUCAAGCCCGAGCUCUAUGACUACAAGCACUUUGGAUCUCCUACAACGAGUAACGCCGCUACAUCCACUGCCAUUGGUGGCACGACUAGUGCCAGCUCUGUUGUAAGCUCUGGUACGUCUUUCAUUGUAGCGUCCACAAGUUCUUCUAGUCCUUCUACAUCUCUCCCCGGUCCGUCCUCAACCUUGGAUACCUCAAACAGCACUCCUGCUGGUUCGACUGUGCUUCAGACGACUGCGCCUUCGUCUACCACGUUGAUGACCUCUGGACCACCUGGCACUACAUCGUCAGUUCUUGUCACCUCAGUUGCCACGUCUUCGGCAGCUGUACCUACGACAGUUGUUUCAUCAAGUUCUACUCCGAGCACGAGUGCCAUUGGUACUACGACCCUCAGUAAUGCUUCCGCUGGGACAACAUCAACGGGUGGGAGCACCGCGGUCUCAUCAGCACCUACAGCCUCUUCAGUUUCCUCUACUGCAGGCGGCGUCACCACCACCAAUAAUGCUGGGGCAUCCUCGACAACGACGGCGUCAAGCUCGUCAAGAUCGACUACCACGCCUUCAUCCUCACCAGGCACUUCGGGAACAUCAUCCAUGGGUGCGUCAAAUGUCAUUCUCCAUCUAAUUCUGUCAUCCGUCCCCUCUCCGACUCUUCUUGUUCUGGUCCCCCUGAAAGGCGAUUCCUUUGCGCUUUCCGAGCUACUUCUUGAGGCCCAACUAUACGAAGUCCUAGUGCGCUUCCUCGUCUUCUGGAACAUCUGCGAACUCUCUGGGGACCACGUCAACGACCUCUGUCAAUCAAGUCACGACAUCAAAUUCUCCAUCUUCUUCGCCUCCAGCAUCGAGCUCCACAACUUCUACAGGUGCUGCAACAACGACUACAGGUGCCACAGGUUCUACCACGACCAAUGCGGCCAGUUCGAGCUCGGGCCCAACUACCUCGAGCACAAGCUCGACAGCGUCUACCUCGGCUGUGGGGACAUCUACUACCACAACAGGCAGCGCCGGGACGAGUUCUUCUUCCACGGGCUCGACAACGUCAAGUACUUCCAGCACUACGAGUGUUGCUGGUACAGGCUCGACGAGCUCGACCACCGGCACGGCCUCGGGAUCUGCCACAUCCUCGUCGACGACAUCCGUCGCACCGUCCUCGGCACCAUCCACGACUACUGCGCAAGCCACGACAGUUUUGACGACGACUACGUUGUCGCCGCCCUCCACAGCCAUAGCAGUAGUCCCGGAGGCAGCCCAACCAGUGUCACGACCACCUACGCCCCACCACCACCUCCGAACUACUCAGUUCUAGCUGUGCCAGUCGCACUCAGUUCCGUCGCGCAGGCAGCUGUGGGCACCUUGUGCUCUGGAGUCAAUGUCAGUCCGGCGGUUAGCCAGCCACUGCCCGUGACCACUGGUGCCUAUAACUACCAAAAGGUGCAGCUGAACAGCUACCCAAGUGUUUAUGAGGUCGAAUGCUGGAUGAAUGCCGGCAGCACGGGUGGAACGGUUACUAACAUGCCCGGGCAAUACUUCUCGCUUGAGAGCUGUAUGGACGCCUGCUCGGCCGCUGGACCUGGGUCGUGCCUUGUUGCUUACUGGGCCUCGACCACCAGGAUCUGCUCCCUUUACAGCAGGGUCAACAAUGGUGGCUCACCUAGCUUGGCUGGUGGACAGUCCCCAGCCAAGAUUGUGGGCAGUGGCGUUCGAACCGCAAGACUCCUCACUGGUCAACCAGUGCCGAAUGUGGUGGACGCAACCUAUCUCCUGGCUCCUGGUGCUGACUUGGGUCUUUGCACCAACAACAACUACCACUUGACCUUUAUCGGGGUGUACUACAACGGCGCCAGUGGGACAGGGCCUGCUACGAUCAACGUGAACCGGGACAACAUCUGGUACGCGUCUUGCGGAGCCUCAUUCCAGAACGCUCAAUCGGGGGUCCAAAUUACGCCAGUUUAUUCCAUCGGGACACCGCUUUUCGGUUUUACCUCUGCUCCAACGACGCCGGACGACUGCGCCCGAGUCUGUCAAUCAUAUCACAGCGCCUUCCUGCUCGCGGGCAACACCGGGAUUGACUGCAACCUGUGGCAGUUCGUCCCUGCAGCCAGCACCCAAUGUCAGCUAUAUCCCUCCAAUGCCGGCGUUGUAUCUGGCUCGAACCCGGCCACGCUGAAAGACGGACAAAACAAUAACAUCUUCGCCGCUGGGCUUCUUCGGGGCAAUUCAGGGACGGAAUUCUCGUCGCAGGCCCAAUACAAGAAGCGAUCUCUCGCUGGGCGUAUGGAGUAUAAUCGGCGACAUGCUCGGGAUUCUCUGAUCGACGAUGGAAGUAUCCCGGAUGUCAUCCUCAAGCUCGACAGGAGGACCGGGAACUGGACCGAAGUCUUGUGA